Molecule: messenger RNA, 6950 nt
Organism: Bactrocera neohumeralis
Lineage: Eukaryota; Metazoa; Arthropoda; Insecta; Diptera; Tephritidae
Gene: Toll-7
Product: toll-like receptor 7
Exons: 1
Coding region: 819-5330 (1503 amino acids)
Biological process (GO): signal transduction
Molecular function (GO): protein binding
Source: RefSeq, a predicted model, not a curated record
CGCUGUGCAAUCAGUUCGAGUUCUCGCGUCGUCGAAAGUGGACGUAUAGGCUGUGCACGAUUUUACGCGAAAAACGGGUUUUUCAGUUUUUCUUUUUUCAAUACAUACAACCACCAAACAAACGAACGCUUUACUUUAGUUGAAGCGCAGAAAAUCGAAGUGACAGUAGAGUACAUAUGAAAAAGUCAAUAAUGACCGAAAACAAAAGUCGUGCAAAAGUGCUUGCUUUACACCGCCCAACAAAUGAAAGGCGUUUAAGCCAAUAAAAAAGAGAAUAAUAUCGUGUGCAAGUUUACGAAGCGAGAAGCAAGUGUAGCAGCAGUACGGGCGAAAAGCAAAAAAACGAAACUGGUGUAGUGAAAAAGUUCAACGACAACGACGACGACGACGAUUGCGUUGACAAGUGAUUUGCUUUGCGUGCUGUGCGUGAAAAUUGCUGGGUGAAAAUUUCAGUUAAUGAAAAAUUCAUGAAGAAAAUUUCGUAAAUUCAGUUGGUGGACAAAGUGCUAUGUGUUUUUGGAGAAAAUCGAAUAAAUUGGAAAUUAAAUUAAAGCAACGCAAUUGAAACAGUGAAAUCGAUUUGCAUACAAAAUUGUCUUCAAACCAAAAAAUUUAAAAAAGUAACAGAAAAGUUAAGAGAAACAACAACUGAAAGUGCACAGUUAGUAUUUACCGCAAUGAAAUAGCUAAAUGCAGCUGAAGUGUGGCGCUUACCUGAACGCAGCGCGCAUUAAACGCGUUUGUAUGCAAGCGCACAGCUGUUUAAUACACUAAAAAAAAUAAUAAUCAUAAGAAAUAAUUAGAUAAACAAAAUAAAUAUGUGCAAACUAAGUAGGCUGCCAAGGCGACGACACGCUAAUUACAGCGCGUGCACGCUGUUGCUACUAACCGCAUACAUUAUCAGCAACGGUUGCAUAGGUGUUGCCACAGCGCUGCACAAUAAGGGCGCCGACAGACCAGAGUCCAGCUACGCGCUCUCCUCGGACUCUGCUUCAGCGAGUGCGGCCAGCAUGAUGGCCACCUCGAUAGCGGGCGCGGCUGCUACGGCAGGCGCUGCCAUUACAGGCACUGCGAACAACAAGGAUGCAGCGGGCGCCACAACUGGUGUCGCGGCCUCCGCAGCCGCACAGCCAGCGCCGACCAAUCAAUGUUCCUGGCAGUACAAUGGCACCACAUCGGUACGCUGUAAUCUACGCACUAUUGAACGGCACAUCGCGCUAGAUUUGCAGGGCGCUGAUGGCACCAGCCAGCUGGAGAUCAAAUGCAGCGAACUCUACCUCUUCGAAUCACAAUUGCCACAGGCGGCAUUCGCGCGCCUACAAACGCUCGAUGUGCUGCGUAUUGAUGGCUGCAAAUUGCUGCAAUUGCCAAAUAAUGCAUUCGAGGGUCUGAAUGUGUUGCGCACAUUGGCGGUGAAUACGCGUAAUCCCGAUUGGGGACCAGGCAAAACUUUGGAGCUCUAUCCGGACUCGUUGAAUAGCCUGAAGCAGUUGACCGAAUUGCAGUUGGGCCAUAAUAAUUUGCGUGCGUUGCCAGCUGGCUUCCUCUGUCCGGUGGGGAAUCUGCAAGUGUUAAAUUUGACGCAUAAUCGUAUACGUUCGGCGGAGAAUCUGGGCUUUGCCGAUAUGAAUUGUAAUGGCGGCAGUGAGUUGCAGGUGUUGGACGCGAGUUACAAUGAGCUGCGCUCGGUGACCGAGAGUUGGGGCAUAUCGCGACUGCGACGUUUACAGCAAUUAAAUUUGCAGCAUAAUAAUAUAUCGGAGUUGUCUGGUGAGGCUUUGGCCGGCUUGAGUUCGCUGCGUAUUGUGAAUUUGAGCAACAAUCAUUUGGAAACACUGCCCGAGGGACUGUUCGCCGGUUCGAAAGAGCUGCGCGAAAUACACUUGCAGAACAAUGAGCUGUACGAGCUGCCCAAGGGACUGUUUCAUCGGCUCGAGCAGCUGCUGGUGGUGGAUUUGUCCGGCAAUCAGUUGACCUCGAAUCAUAUAGACAACACUACGUUCGCUGGCCUCAUACGUUUGAUUGUUUUGAAUUUGGCGCAUAAUGCUUUGACUCGAAUUGACUAUCGCACCUUCAAGGAGUUGUAUUUCCUGCAGAUUUUGAACUUGCGCAAUAAUUCUAUUGGCCAUAUUGAGGACAACGCAUUUUUGCCGCUAUAUAAUUUGCACACCUUAAAUUUGGCUGAGAAUCGUUUGCAUACCUUGGAUGAUAAGCUCUUCAAUGGCUUGUAUGUGCUGUCAAAGUUGACACUCAACAACAACUUAAUUAGCGUGAUUGAACCAAAUGUUUUCAAAAACUGUUCGGACCUGAAGGAACUCGAUCUUAGCUCGAAUCAGCUGAAUGAAGUGCCACGCGCAUUACAAGAUCUCGCGAUGUUACGUACAUUGGAUUUGGGUGAGAAUCAGAUACGCACUUUCGACAACCAAAGUUUUAAGAACCUGCAUCAGCUGACGGGUCUACGUUUGAUAGACAACCAGAUUGGCAAUAUCAGUGUGGGCAUGUUUGCCGACUUACCACGUCUCAGUGUACUCAAUCUUGCCAAGAAUCGCAUACAGUCCAUUGAACGCGGCGCUUUUGAUAAGAAUUUUGAGCUGGAGGCCAUACGCCUCGAUCGUAACUUCCUGUCCGAUAUUAAUGGUGUGUUUGCUACUUUGGUCUCGCUGCUGUGGCUCAACCUCUCCGAAAAUCAUUUGGUCUGGUUCGACUAUGCUUUCAUACCGAGUAAUCUGAAGUGGUUGGACAUACAUGGCAACUACAUUGAGGCGCUGGGCAACUACUAUAAACUGCAAGAGGAGAUACGUGUUAAGACGCUGGAUGCCAGUCACAAUCGCAUCACUGAAAUCGGCGCUAUGUCCAUACCGAAUACCAUCGAAUUGUUAUUCAUCAACAACAACCUCAUCAGCACUGUGCACCCGAAUGCGUUUGUGGAUAAAGUGAAUUUGGCGCGUGUUGAUCUGUACGCCAACGCUCUGUCUAAGUUGCAAUUACAGCAGUUGCGUGUCGCACCCGUUCAACCGGCUAAACCGCUGCCGGAGUUCUAUCUUGGCGGUAAUCCGUUCGAGUGCGACUGCACCAUGGACUGGCUGCAGCGCAUCAACAACCUCACCACACGUCAGCAUCCGCGCGUCAUGGAUCUCAACAACAUUGAAUGUGUCAUGCCACAUGCACGCGGUGCACCUGUGCGCCCACUUACCUCACUCAAACCACAAGACUUCCUUUGUCGCUAUGAGUCGCACUGUUUUGCGCUGUGCCAUUGCUGUGACUUUGAUGCCUGUGAUUGUGAGAUGACGUGCCCCAGCAAUUGCACUUGUUACCACGACCAGAUUUGGUCGACGAAUGUCGUAGAUUGUGGUGGCCAACAGACUACAGAACUGCCACGUCGUGUACCCAUGGACUCGAGUGUUGUUUAUUUGGAUGGCAACAACUUCCCCGUGCUGAGGGAUCACGCCUUCAUAGGACGUAAAAAUCUGCGUUCGCUCUAUGUGAACGGCAGUCAGGUGGCGCGCAUACAAAAUCGUACCUUCGCUGGUCUCAUCUCGCUGCAGGUGCUCCACUUGGAGGACAAUCUCUUACGCACGCUGCACGGCAAUGAAUUCGAGUUUCUGGUGGCACUGCGUGAGCUCUACUUACAAAACAAUCAGCUGACUUCGCUGGACAACAUUACGCUAGCACCGUUGGUAUCGCUGGAAGUGCUGCGCAUAGACGGUAAUCGCCUGUUGACGCUCACCAUGUGGCAGCUGCAGCAACCACAGUUCAAACAAAUGCGUGCACUGGCAUUAGGCCGAAAUCAGUGGAGUUGUCGCUGUAAGUUUCUGCAGGAACUGACCGCCUACGUAGCCGACAACGCGCAAAUUGUGUUAGACAUGCAAGAUAUCUAUUGCGUAGACGUCGGCGUAAGCGAUACUAGCGUGGUGCAAAAGCGUGAACUAGACUUUAAUGCUACUGCCGCUUGCACUGAUUACUACGCUGGUGGCUCAAUGUUGCAACAUGGCAUACCAAAGACGUACAUACCCUUACUAGCUGCAGCACUGGCGCUCAUAUUUUUGCUUGUGGUAGUCAUCAUCAUAUUUGUCUUUCGCGAAUCACUGCGCAUCUGGCUAUUUGCGCACUACGGCGUACGCGUGUUUGGACCACGCUGCGAGGAAACGGAGAAGCUAUACGAUGCCGUGCUACUGCACUCCGCCAAAGAUUCAGAGUUUGUAGCGCAACAUUUAGUGGCGGAACUGGAGACUGGACGUCCCCCUUUACGCAUCUGCCUGCAACACCGCGAUCUGGCGCAUGAUGCCACACACUACCAGCUGCUGGAGGCCUCACGCGUAUCACGACGCGUUGUCAUCUUGUUGUCACGCAACUUUCUGCAGACUGAAUGGUCACGCUGCGAACUGCGGCGCGCCGUGCACGAUGCGCUGCGUAACCGUCCACAAAAGCUGGUCGUGAUCGAGGAACCCGAAGUGCAAUUCGAAGCAGAGAGCGACAUCGAGCUCUUACCCUACUUAAAGACAUCCGCAGUGCAUCGUAUACGUCGCGCCGAUCGUCACUUCUGGGAGAAACUACGCUACGCGCUACCCGCCGACUAUCCCACCUAUCGUGGUGGCGUUGCCGGUGUGCCUGGCAAUAAUUACACGCUCGAUCACAAUCAUGAGCGCAUCAAACAACCCUCUAGUCCUGGCAUACUCUACCGCCAAGCGCCACCACCUGCCUACUGCACAGAAGGUGUCGCCGGCGAACUAAUCGGCGCCGAGCCCACGAACUACUCCUCCGCCACCACAGCGACGCCCAGCCCGCGUCCGCAACGACGCGAACAUAGCGCGAGCGCUAACACAGCGGCAGGUACACUGCACCAUCCCAUAGUGGGCUCACAUUUACAUCCUAGCGCAGCGCAACAAGCAACGCUGGCGGCAGCAGCGGCUCAACGCGGCGCCGAACUGAGCGGCAAUGCAACUGGCGCGGCCAAUAACAGCCAGUAUUAUCAUCAUGCCACAGCGCCCAGUCAAACAUACGGAAUGCGCCCACCCUCAGAGCAUAUAUACUCCAGCAUAGAUUCAGACUACUCCACGCUGGACAAUGAAAACAUGCUGAUGAUGCCGCCACCCUCGCCCACACCAAAUGGCGGCGCGACGGUGCAGAGCUUACAGCGCUUUCAUCAACACCAACAGCAGCAGCAGCAGCAACAGCUGAUGUCACAAACAUGGCGACCGCAGCAGCAGCAGCAGCAAAAUCAAAAGCAACAGCAACGUCGCGGCGAGUGUGAAACAACGAACAGCGUGACGUCGGUGACUGCGCCGAGCGGCCAACAGCAGGGACCGCAUGUGCAGGCAUAUUUAGUGUAGAUAUAGUUGUAAAGCUGCGAUAUGGGCAAAAUAUAAAUACGACGCACAGUUAAAGCAUCUUAAGCAUUAAUAGUAAUUCAACUGAUUUAUUUAUUAAGUAGGAACGUAGCGGCGAAUUUUUGGGACUGGUUCCUGGCACUGAAACUAAACACAACAAAAGUGUAAAUGAAUUUUAUAGUACUACAUAACUAAAAGUCGAUAUAUUUAUGGCAAAUGAAAGUUUGAAAAGUCUAAAUUUUUUACAACUAAAAAUCUUAAAUUUUUUAAACGCAAAAAUAUUUAUACUAAAUGCAAAAAUUUUAAAAAAUAUAAUAUAAUUUUUUUUUAUUUUUCAAAGCGCCAAGUGUCGUCAUUUGCUGCUAGUAGUUAUUCAAUUGAAAAUUAUUUAUAAAACGCGUAAUUAAAUUAACAAAUAAAAAAAAUGCAAAAAGUCGCUCAGUUGCCUAAGCUGAAAAUAUAAAAAAAACUUAAUAAAAAAUAUUUAAUUUAAAAAUUAUGUAAAGUAAUUAAAAAAUUUGUAUAAAAAGCCUAUAAAAUUCAAUAAUAACUAAACCAACGGCGACAAGCUGCUUGAUAACCCAGUGAACAAAAAUUAAAUAAAAAAGUUCAAUUUUGAAAAAAAGCAAAAAAAAAAUAAAUUGAACGAAGUGAUUAUGUUGAUGCAAACGCCGAUAUUGACCAAGAUGAUAAGCGUAUGUAAUAUGUAGUUAUGUAUGUAAACUCGAUUUUCCUCAUAAAAAUAUUUAUAUAUAUUUACAGAUAGAAUUUCCUCUAAGUGUAAAUAGCUAAUUUAGUUGUAUUUGUAUGUGUAAGCCUAAGCCUAAGUAUAUAAUGUAUAUGAAAUCCGUGUACCUACAUGGCUAUAUUUAGUUAGGCUAAACGCGUUAAACUAACGGGCAUUGAAGGGUGGUGCGUAGCCGCAAACAGCGUGAGGGGAAGUGGCGUGGCGCUGGCAUUACAGCAUUAAUGUCUAAAUAGGUACUUGCACUUUGUAAUGCAAAUUUUGUUUAAUUACUUAUGUACACACAUGCGCGUGCUGAAAAAGCGUUCACGCCCCUCACCCCCCCGACCAACUGUUUGCCAAUAAGCACUGCCGCUGUAGCGCCCGAGCGCAUGUAAAUAUUUAAUUUAAUUAAUAUAAAAUAAACAAACUAUUACAAUGCAGACCAACACACACACAAAUACACACUCAAAUGCAUUUAGUGCAAACACAACAAGCGAAACUGCCAAACGUUAUACUCGUAUAAUUAAAAUAACAUUGAUGUACAGUUACAAUUAAUGUAGUUAAAACGCACUAAUGACGCGAAACAGGACAUUUAUUAUUGUUGACAAGGACGAACUGCCUGAUAUUUGUUAAGCUAAAACAUUUUCCUACUACUAUAUACAUAUGUAUUAAUUGGUACAUGUGCGCACUUGUAUCCACACACACAUACACAUAUGUAAGUAGCGUGUUUGUGUGGAAAUUAUGGCUGAAUAAAAAUGUAACGAAUUGUGUUUUGUAGCUUAAGCUUUUUUCAUACUAUUUCUAUUUUCGAAAAAGUGGUUAUUUAUUAAUUAGAGUGUAAGCAGCAAUUUGAAAUUGUGAAAAAGUGAAAAAUAAAUAUUCAUUAUUAAAAGAAA